AUGAUACAGCGGUCUCAAGAGAUGCCGGAAUUGAUGGUGAUUCACAAUCUACAGCCCCUGUUCCAAUUCAUGGUGAAAGGCGGCGCUCUUCCUGACGAGGUGGUUGUACCUGGACAAUCUGCCGUUCAAUUGCCACAAGACCAGUCGCGUACCUCUCACGUAUGCGAUCGAUGCCACGACCUGAUACACCACAAUAAGGCCGUAUCUUUACCUAAACCGUCUGUGCAUUCAAUCCGCGAUUUGAUGGACGAGUCGCCCUACAAGUAUAAUCGGAUUUACCACAUCCUGGACGCCGCUGAUUUCCCAAUGUCCCUCAUUCCACGCAUUCAUUCCGCACUGGAUGCCCAGGAGCAACGAUCAAGGAACCGUCGGGCAACAAAUGAGAAGUACAGCGGCGGUCGAAAGCUGCCGACCGUGAGCUUUGUGAUCACCCGCUCGGAUUUGUUAGCCGCGACGAAGGAACAAGUGGACUCCAAGAUGGAAUAUGUCCGUGCUGUACUGCGUGACGCCUUGGGAAGGGCAGGUCGAGAUGUAAGACUGGGUAAUGUGCACAUGAUUAGUGCCCAUCGAGGCUGGUGGACAAAGCAAGUCAAAGACGAGAUACGGGAUCAUGGCGGGGGUAUCUGGGUUGUUGGCAAGGCCAACGUCGGAAAGAGUAGCUUCAUCGAAGCGUGCUUUCCCAAAGACUCGCGUCGCCUUGAGAAUAUGGCUGAAUGGAUGGAGCAACAGCGGGAGGAACACGAGAUUCCGAACCAACGCCAGGCUUCUCUGCUGGAUCCAGAAAGCUUGCUUCCUCCAGCUCCACGCGAAGAUAUGUAUCCAGUACUUCCUGUGGUCUCUUCCAUGCCUGGCACAACGGUGUCACCCAUUCGAAUCCCGUUCGGUCGUGGCAAGGGCGAGAUAAUUGAUCUCCCUGGUCUCGAGCGCGGGGAGCUCGAAGACUACGUUCACGAUGAGCACAAGCGUGAUUUGAUGAUGACCAAACGCGUCAAGCCCGAUCGAUGCACCAUCAAACCAGGUCAAUCUCUCCUUCUGGGCGGCGGCCUUGUGCGUAUCACUGCUGUCAACCCAGACGACACUAUUCUCGCUGCAUGUUUUGUCCCUAUUGAGACGCAUGUCACGAAAACCGAAAAAGCCAUUGAGCUCCAGACCGAAAAACGGCCCUACGUGGGAAAGACCCUCAUGAAAGAAGGCACUGGUGAGACCAUUACCUCGGCGGGAAAGUUUGACUUGCAAUGGGAUACCACCGCCUCUAAUCUCCCGUCCCUUGUGGCCAAGGCUGUCAAGGAUAAAGGGAUUCCCAUUCCCAAACUCCCUUACCGUGUGAUGUCGGCCGACAUUCUCGUUGAAGGUUGCGGUUGGAUUGAAGUCAGCGUCCAGAUUCGCGCGAAACGCUUCUCAGAAAGCGACGAGCAAAAAUACCCGCAGAUCGAAGUGUUCACACCGAAUGGAAGGCACAUCGGCACCCGGCCACCGAUUCAAUGCUGGGAUUUCAUUGCGCAAAAGCUCAAGGCGGAUAAGAAGAAGAGACCUCGUCUGAGGUUCCGUUAUAGCUGA
Penicillium oxalicum is the source of this 1557-nucleotide messenger RNA. RefSeq lists its product as uncharacterized. The transcript is spliced from 2 exons. Gene Ontology annotation, cellular component: mitochondrion. The record is from RefSeq and is a predicted model, not a curated record. NCBI's taxonomy places the organism in Eukaryota, Fungi, Ascomycota, Eurotiomycetes, Eurotiales, Aspergillaceae. The coding region runs from base 1 to 1557 and encodes 518 amino acids.